GGAAUGGAUUGCCGGCGUCGUCAUCAUCGUCGCAAAUUGUCACUGGCUCGAUACGCGUCGCUGAGGCGAGACACGCACCGGCCUCUGUCUCGCUCACCGGGAAGUCACAGGCACCGCAACCGCGAAAGCAAACACCUCUGGCUACCGAUGAGGACGGGGGGUAUGCCGUACCCCCGCGGCUAAGUCCCGCGUCCGAGCUUGAUGCCGAGGAAAGUGAGGAGGAUGAUGACGAGGUGCCGGAACAGGCUGCGGCGUCGCCUGUUGUGGCAGCUGCUGCGGAGGCGGCGGACGUUAAUAAGCUUAUGCUGGCACGGGGGCAGGGCGGGGAGGAUGUUGUGCCGUCUUCCGACCCCCUCGACAACGAAUCGGUUGAUAAGGAGACGUUCGUUGAUCCCGACUCGGGGCAUGACGCCCAUCAGCCGCUUGAUUCGCAAGUCCCACAGGAUUUGGACUUUGCUUCUCUGCGCCAACAGCACGAUAUGGCCUUGAUGGCGCAAGACCCACUAUUCUCGUCGCGAUCGGUGACGGGCGCCAACACCAACCAUCUCGUACUCGGCCGCCACCCCAUGAGCAACGGGCCGGCACUUGACAUAUCUCGGGACAGUCUCGACAGCGCCGCGAUGCUCGGCGCGGAGAACAUCAAACUCGAGUCUAUUGAUACACCGAUUCCCGCGCCAGACAAACGCAGCAACAACGCCUCCGUCCCAUUCGGCAGCACCACCAGCAUCGCAGACUCCACCGCCCUCCCCUUCCCAUCCCCCAUCCGCCUCGACCUCGCCCCCCGCCCCUACGCCCCCCAACACGCCUACAUGCCCGAUUUCCCCCCUGGCCCGGCGCCGCACCACCACAUGAUCAUCGACACUCGGCAACACCAUAUGGUCGUGCUCGAAAAAAACGAGAUUGAGAAACAGCUCAUGGCGGCUAAGGGUUGUAUUGAUGAUUUGUUCCAGGAGUAUGUGCGGUUGGAGAGGGAGAAUCGGUUUUUGAGGGAUGGGGCGGGAUAUACCUCUUCUCAGGAGCAGCAGCAGGCGUAUCUCGGUAACGGCAGUCAGCGACUCUUACCGAGACGGAUACCACAUCAUCAUGUGCCACAUGACGGGAUCAACAACAGCAUCCCGUUCCCGCGCAGCAGCACCAGCGGUGAACCCGCGCAGGACCCGUUGUCGUCACGGGUCGAGUUUCAUCAGCAGAGACUGUUGGUACCACAACACCAACAGCUACAGCCGCAGCAACAGCAGCAACAGCAACAGCAACAGCAAUCGAGUGAAUUUGACAACACGGCUUUACACAGUUUUGGAACGCACGGGUUUGACAGCAACGCGGAGACGGUGUCGCUCAAGGCGUUAGCGAUGCAUGCCGCGGAUACGGCGAAGAGUGCGGGCCGGGGGUCGCCGCCGCAGGAGGACACGAUUGCGGGGUCACUGAGGGCGAGUAUCGCCACUUUGUCGGCACCGGCGGGCGGGAAUGGGAUCCAUGGGAUCCCAGCAUCGACGCCAAUGGACUCGCACGCCUCGCAAUGGCGGUAUCAUCCGCAGAUGUAUGCCAUUACCAAUGCCGUGUCCAUCGGCACCAGCAGCAGCAGCGCAACAACAGCAACAACGACCCUUCCACCCGCCACCACCACGACCGAGGACAGCAGCCUCCCCCCAUCAACAGCACCUCAACAACAAGAACAACAAGAUAUCUACACAGAAAACGAACGCCUGAAACGCGAGCUUGCACACGUGCGUGAGCUGCUUAAACGACGGAACGUGGAGUAUAUGAGGUUGGAUGCGGUGCAUAAGAGUUGUGGGGUGCUGCAAGGGUUGUUGGCUAUGUGUGAGUAGGGGAUGAGGGGAUGGGGAACGGGGGAGAGCAGUAGGGUAGUUGAUAGGGCGAUGAGCCGCGUCGAGGAGGCUCUGUAAAUAUGGCCGUGUCCUUGUUUUCGUGCGAGGGACGGAGUACCGGAUGGACCCACACACCUACCGACAACCCUGGGCUACGUAGA
Molecule: messenger RNA, 1987 nt
Organism: Fimicolochytrium jonesii
Lineage: Eukaryota; Fungi; Chytridiomycota; Chytridiomycetes; Spizellomycetales; Powellomycetaceae
Exons: 1
Coding region: 303-1826 (507 amino acids)
Source: RefSeq, a predicted model, not a curated record